Messenger RNA from Thunnus maccoyii (southern bluefin tuna), 4084 nucleotides. It is a transcript of the gene prr5a, whose product is annotated as proline rich 5a (renal). The record is from RefSeq and is a predicted model, not a curated record. The coding region runs from base 1076 to 2488 and encodes 470 amino acids. The transcript is spliced from 9 exons. NCBI's taxonomy places the organism in Eukaryota, Metazoa, Chordata, Actinopteri, Scombriformes, Scombridae. Gene Ontology annotation, biological process: TORC2 signaling. Gene Ontology annotation, cellular component: TORC2 complex.
GAGCCAGGCUAGCUGUUUUUUAGCCUUCAGUCUUUAUGCUAAGCUAAGCUAACCAGCAGCUGCCUCCAACUUCAAAUAUACCGUACAGACAUGAGACAUGGUAUCUCCUCAACUAACUCUGGGCAAGAGCAAAUUAGCGAAUUAGUGUAUUUCCCCCCCAAAAAAUUGAACUAUUCCCUUAAAUUCUCAAACACUGAUAGUUAAUAAUAGUUAGCUUAGUUUAUUAUCCUUUCAUAAAUUCCUUGUAUGUCCGUGGCAAUUGUCAGACAAACAAGCAACAACAAGGAUAUUACAAUUAAUCAUCAAACAGCUUAGUGCUCCAUAGUAUCAGGUAACAUUAUGCUCACCACAACACCACCAGCAAUCAAAAAUCAACAAAAUGCGAGUGACACAACUCUCAUAUCACAAUGAUUUGUUGAAGAGCUUUACUGGACGAUAUAAAGGAUCUCUGAGCACGGGAAGUUCAAUAUCUUUAUGUCUGAUAUUAUUUGCCUCAAAUAUCUGGUAUUGUUCAUGCUCUUGUCUCCUACAUUGUGCUACUUCUUACUUUUGUCAUCCUGCACCACUCAUCACCAGCUGUGCUGAAAAUGGGAGAGCAGGAAAACCUCCUUUAUUGUCCUGCAUUGUAUCACUGCUUCCUAUCCCUGUUUUUGUUGUCAAUAAGCUGCACGACUUCCUCCUCCACCUCCUCGCUGUACAGUGACAAGCGCAACAAAGUCCCCCACUGCUCCAGUCUGCUUACCCUGCAGUUCCUCUGGCAUCUGUGUUCUGCAUAAAUAUUUGUUUGCAUCAAUGGUUGUAUUGUGCUGAGAGAAGAGAGGCAGAGAGGGAGGAAGAGUAUGCCCCAUCAGUGCAUGUGCUAUUGUUUCCUCCUCUUCUGAGACCUCGGGCAGCGUGGCCCACCUCUCGGCUUGGCUCCACCCAUCCUGCUCUUAACGUGCUGCCCCUCUCUCACCAUGUAUCAUUCUGUCCUACUUCUCUCCUCCUCUGUCACCGCGGCCGCUCUUUGUAUUGUCAUUGUCCGUUUUCCCUCUGUGCGCUCUCUCUCUCUCUCUCUCUCAGGCUCGCGCCGCUUAUGUUCUCCUCGGCCCUGCAGCUAUCUCCUCGUGUUUCCUCCCUGUGUCAGUCUCUGCGUGUGUCAGCUUGCAGCCUGACCUUCUUUCUCUCCGGUCCGGUACUUAGUGCAUACUCUUGUUUCUCUCCACCCCCUCAAACUCUCUCUCUCUCUCUCAUGAGGACUCUGCACCGGCUGAAGUUGAUGAGCUCCCCCAGCCUCAGUGAGCUGGGGAAGAGCGAGAAAAGUUCGCCAGAGGACAGAGGGGAGAAACAGAAGAGGGCAGGAGCCAACGCCACCUGGAACAGCAUCCACAACGCCGUCAUCGCAGUCUUCCAGAAGAAGGGUUUGGCAGAUAACGAACUCUACGUCCUCAAUGAAGGUGUCCGGCAUCUGUUGAAGACUGAGCUGGGGUCCUUCUUCACAGAAUACCUUCAGAACCAGUUGCUGACAAAAGGCAUGGUCAUCCUUCGGGACAAAAUAAGGUUCUACGAAGGUCAGAAGUUACUCGACUCUCUGGCUGAGACCUGGGACUUCUUCUUCUGUGAUGUUCUCUCGAUGUUGCAGGCCAUCUUCCACCCGGUUCAGGGUAAGGAGCCUUCCGUCCGACAGCUAGCUCUGCUUCACUUCAGGAACACCAUAGUCCUGAGCGUAAAGUUAGAGGACGCCCUCUCUCGGCCUCGGGCCCGUGUGCCCCCCUCUGUUACACAGAUGCUGCUUAUUCUACAGGGGGUCCAUGAGUCACGGGGUGUGAAUGAGGACUACUUGAGGCUCGAGUCUCUUGUUCAGAAGGUAGUCUCGCCCUACCUGGGCACCCACGGACUUUACUCUGGAGAUGGCGCAGAGGCCCAUUGCUGUGUUCUGGAGAAGCGUUUACAUUGGGGCUGCUCCAAGUCUGCGGAUCAACUGUCUAAAAACCCAGUGGUACGAUCGAAAAGCUACAAUAUCCCUUUGCUGCUGACCCCAGUGGCUGAGUAUGACCCAGAUGCCAGCUCGGUUGGCAGUGGAGGAAUUAGGCGCCACUCGGCCUGUGAGAUUAUAUCAUGCUUGGAGGAACAAGGACUGGCCUAUGCUGACCUGGCCUCGGGAUCUGAACUGUCUGGCUCCUCCUCCAACAGGCUGUGUGUGGCCUCUCAGUUCAAAGGUAUCGUACAAGCAGGAGCCGGCGCCCUGGACUUGCCUCUUUCGUCUCCCUCCAUCCUUCCCCUUCACUCCUCGGGAGCCCUCCACGGCACUGAGGCCACAACAACAAUGACUGAUCUCAGUAAGGCUGCGUCCUCUACGCCGCCCAGUGAAUCAUCCAGCCCCGAAACCAUAAUUGGACAAGUGCUAGAGUCUGCAGACUCAGACUCAGAUGGGAUAUUUAUUGAUUUCCCACCUCACUCCUCAGAGGCUAUCGGGUACAGCCGCGAGAGCAGGCAGAGCACUGUGUAGCUGCGGUUGCCUUUAGGAGCGCCCCCACCCCCCCUCCCCCCCAUGUGUGUGUACGGUAAUAAUCUGGGACAAAGUUAAAAAGAAAUCUUAAAACUACAUUUCAUUAAAUGGGUACCGUCUUCUUUUCUUACUGUUGUACGCGGAGGUCAUUCCUGCUGCUUUCACUGGUGGAUGCAAACCUCGUAACUCUGAAAAUGUAACUUUCUAAGAGCUAAGAAACAUACUCUCGCCUAAUUUCAUUAAUAUUAAGAGCUGGAGAUGUUUUACUGUGUUUUCAACUUGAGGAUAGUGUAGUUGUAACUUUAUCAAAUGAGCUUUGGAAGGAUUUUAUAACCUCAGAUAAUUUUCUCUUUUUCUUAUAGUCAACAAAUCCCAUGAAAUGACCAAAACCAACAAUGAACUGAUCACACAAGUUUUGAUUGUGUAGCCAAAGCCUGAUUGAGUUUAUAGCUUUUGUCUGAACUAAAAACUAUUAAAAACAUCUCAGUGAGCCACACCAUUGAACUGGGUGUCAUGUGCAUGAUAUUUUGAGUCCCUCAUACACGCUCCUGGUACUGUAAAUACUCACCAGAGCACAAAUGGUGUAUUAAUCCGCAGCUGAAGAUAAUCCCUAAUAAAUACACUAAUUACUUCUGAUUGAGUAAUGUUUGCUUAAAAACUGCAGUGCCCAGCUGUUUUAGAAGACUAUUAAAUUUGUUUUUUUAAUGAAAGUUUCUAUUUGUGACCCAUUUUGAGUACGAAUAAGUGCUCUUGUGGCUGAGUGCUGUGUAAAGUACUGAGAGAGAGAUCAACGCAUCUUCGGUUUUGGUCUUUUGAUGGGUUUUGUGGACCAUAACAAAAAUAUUGAAUAUCGCCAGCCUUAUUCUUUUACCCGCUGAGGAGCAUGUAAUCCUUCAACAGCAAGUAGAAACACAAAAAAUUUGAAUUACAAGGUUUUCACACCACAGUUUUUUUUACCUCCACUGAGGAGGUGGCGACUACAGCCGCCAGAAGUGGCUUUACAUAAUCAUCAUGUUUUACAUUUUUCAUGGAUUUGUGUUGUUUGUGUGUAUUCUGAACCUUACAACAUUUUUGAUAGUUUCUGUUUACGUUCUGUUGUCUGCCGCUUGGCAUUAACACAGAAAUGAGGUCUUCUGCUCUCACUUUUGAUCCGAAUCUGAUGAAAAAGUGGAAAUAUUGAACUGUUUUUUUAUCGUCAGCGCUCGUAGAGGUCUAAUGCAAAAGUCCCUUCUUAGACCAAACAUCAGUGUGACAGCAUUUGCUUUUCUGUAUUAGCUUUGUACAGCCGGAGUUUGAGGAAUAUGAUGAUGUUUAUUGUUUACAUUCGACAAAGACAUGAAAAUCUUGAUUGAAUGUUGUCUCACACACUGUAUUUUGCACCACUGCUACCUUGUAAAUAUAAGUGCAUUGUUGGUUUUUAGGACAGCUAGAUAGUGUCAAGUGAGCUUUUACCUUAAAAUGAAUUGAGAUUUUUUAAUAAGGGCUUUUUAACUCGAUCUUUUUCAACAAUGUUUUACCUCAAGCGUUUUGUACUUUACUUUUUUUGACAAUCUAUGAUGUCUACAGAGUUGUACUUUGUAUUAAUUUGUUAUACUA